Molecule: messenger RNA, 7722 nt
Organism: Dreissena polymorpha
Lineage: Eukaryota; Metazoa; Mollusca; Bivalvia; Myida; Dreissenidae
Product: ankyrin repeat and fibronectin type-III domain-containing protein 1-like
Exons: 20
Coding region: 1011-4376 (1121 amino acids)
Biological process (GO): regulation of establishment of bipolar cell polarity; establishment of mitotic spindle orientation; signal transduction
Cellular component (GO): spindle
Molecular function (GO): protein binding
Source: RefSeq, a predicted model, not a curated record
UAAAUGUGAGAAUGUAGAGCACAUACUUGCAUUGAUCUGUUCUCAACUGGUAUGUGGGGAUUAAUACAGAUGAAUACAGUAGCCUCUAUUUCAUAAUACAGUUGGAAUAAAAUGUUUACUUUUCAUCUCGGGCUGAUUUUCCUGAGGAUAGAAUAGAGCUGUUUGUUUGUAUUGGAAUAGAAAACAGCCUAGUACACUUUUUUUUGAAAAUUUCAAAAGGAUUAGAUAUCGGCUAAUUGAAAAUGGUGAAAAGGGCAAUAAAUGACAACAUCUGAUUUGUGUGGUUGUUUAAGCCAUGGAAAAAACAUUGAUUCACAUUUAGUCUGUGUUUCAAGUGGAAGUAAUACAGAUAUUGGAUGUCAGAGCUGGAUUUUGAUCACUGGAAGAGUAGGCAAUUUAAAGGUUAAAUGUGAGAAAAUUUCAGAUAAUAUUUUGACUUGCCUUCGUUUGUACAUGGAAGUCCUUAGACAAAACAAGUUGGCAUUGAUUGGAUGUGGUAUCAGUAAGAGUCGAAAAUGUAAACAGAAUGACUUUUCACUAGCAUUCAAUAUUAGAUAUUAAAUGUAGUUUAUGGAAGUUAUCUAUUAUGCGAUAAAUUUCUAAAGAGUAGUUUGAACGAUAUAUCUCCAUGAGUUGGUGAUCGUAAAAUGAUAUCAAGGAAAUAAACAGUAACUUAAUACAGUCUGCUGAGAGUGUACUAAACUGGCAGAUGUUAUUGGGAAGUCAUCUGAAUCUGGUUAGUGUCCUGGUGUUGUGUGGGAAUACUUAUACAGAAUUGAUUCAGGAAUAUAGAUAUAAUAUGAACUUUGUUAAUAUUUUGAUCAGGUGAAUAUUAAAAUACAACAAAGACAUGUAAAGAUAUUACUUGGUAAAAUGAUAGUUAACAUUGUAUUUGUUAAAACAGUAAGAUGAAAGAAAUAAACAAUGUGUGGUGAAACAAAUAAACAAUGUGUGGUGGAAAUGAAUGGCAAUCAUUGAUUAUAUAAUAAUUUGGGUCCAUUAAUCACGAGAUGUUGUCGCGGAAGUCACAUACAAAGAUGGAAGACCUGCGCCGAGUGUCGUCAUGGAAACCAAAGAAGGAGAAGAAGUCAAUUCUGGCGCGAAGCAAGAGCGAGGGGAUGGGGGACUGCUCCCUUCCGGCGGACCUGAGGACCCCGGGGCCCCCUAUGAUCCCCAGGUCGGCUUGGAAUUUUGAGGAUGACACUGACUCUACCACUUCAUCUGAGAACAUGACCACUGGCUCUGAUGACGUCUCUGUGCAGAAAACACCAACCCCCCUGUAUUACACAACUCCUCCAAAAGCUAACAUCACACGAAAUGCUGACGAUCGAAAGAGUUCGAAGCGGCCCAGUAGUCAUCACUCCGACCCCUCCCAUCUCAAUCUACGAGGCCGAUCUGUCAGUCUAGACUGUGGAGAUGGCAGGAUGAUGAAGUUGUUUGCAUCAGAGUCCGACAACUUGCAGAACAUUCCCAGCAGUCGUGAGGGGCUGAGGGCCUCCCCUAGUGACCCGGGCUCACUGCUACACAAUGGCUACCCCUCGCCAGGCAGACCCCCCAGGACACCGCUAUCAACGCCCAAGAAGCGGCCGUCCAUCAGCAGUUCAGAGACAAGCAGUUCGUCACCGGGGAAACUGGAGAGAAAACGCUUGAGCAAGGAGUACAAAACCUACGAUAUCAUAGCACUGUUUGAUGCAGUUGAGAAUCAAGAUCUGGAUGCUGUGAAAGACAUUCUUGAAACUAAUGGCAUUGACAUCAACAGUGUCAACAGCGAGUUUUUGACCCCCCUGGACGUGGCAGUGAUGACCAACAACAUCCCCAUGGCCAAAAUGCUGCUGUCACAUGGUGCCAGGGAGUCACCUAUGUUUCAAAAAGGCGAGAUGCGAUCUCAGAGGUUGGAAACGCUAGUGACAGAGGCAGAGAAGAGAGUGAUAGACUUAACACAGGCUGUGAUAAAUGGGUCAUCUGGAAAUACUAUCAUGUCUUCUAGUCAACAAAAGGAGAAUGAGCGUCAACUCAACCACUGGGAGUUCAGGCAUCGACUGCUGAAACGAAUGAAAGCCGGUUAUGAUCACGCACGGUGUCCUGACCCACCCACCAAUGUGACCCUGAGUAUAUCAGGCAGCUCCUCCCUGCUAGUCAAGUUUAGUGAACCUCUCAACAGGAAUGGGGCAGUUGUCACCAAAUACAAGGUGGAGUGGAGUAGAAAUGACAGUUUUUCGCUGCUUGACGGUGAGUUAUUGUUGGAGGAUGUGAGAAGUCUCGAGGUGGAGAUCAAGAAGUUGAAGAAAGGCAUGCCCUACUACGUGCGGGUGUCUGCCAUGAACAUGAAGGGCUUCAGUCAACCCGCCACAUCCAACCCUCAAUAUGCAGUGCCCUCAAGUUGGCGUGAUGCAGAACAUCGGUUACCCCGUUGCCAAGGCAAGCUCAAGAUCCUGGAGGAGUUGUUUACCCAAGUGAAGUCUCUAAGGCCUGCCGAUGCACCCACCAUUAAAGACACGCCCGGAUCUUCAUCUCCCAUGAGGAAAAAGAAAGGAUUCAAAAACCUCUUUUCGUCUGCACCUAAAUUUCACAAGGCCGUUAAAAGUGGAGUGUACCUGGCCUGCUAUUUCUGCUAUGAUGACAAAGUGUUGGUGACAUCGGAGGAGCAGGUGCCCAUGGUGGAGGUGGACGAGACGUUCGCGGGACCCUCUCUGCACCUUGACCUCUACUGGCUCAUGAAGGUCGCAUGCACGUGGGAGGAUGUGCGGUCAUUGCGCCAGGACAUGGAAAGGAGCACAGCAGAGGGCAAGGUGCACUUCCGCGGGAAACUUCUGCAAGCCGUCUCAGUGUUACAGAAUGCAUUAGGAACACACGAUCUUGGAAAGUUUUACUACAAACCCCUAAAAGACUCCAGUGGAAGCAUAGUGCUAGCGACAGUGAACUUUCUGAAGGACCCCAAGGUUGUGUCCUUGACCUCAGGAAAGUGGGUCCCAUUUUCACGACUACAACGAAGGCAGAGCCAGUCCAUAGGUGAUUUUGUGGAGGACCAGGACACUAUUCUGUCAUCUAUCAAUGAAAUGCGUGUGUACCACAGGACAAGUUCUAUGCCUCUACGCCCUGGACUCUACCUUGGCUACUUGAAGCUUCACGUUGCCAUUGACGUUGUAAGAGUGCUCGUCUCCCAGGCUGCACCCAAUGUACUUCCAAACGUGAAAGUCAGAGACUGUUCAAACAUUUCUAUGGAUGAGUGGCAGUGGUUGAAGCAGCUUCAUUCAGGUCGCCCCAGCGCGGCCUCCACAUCAACCAAUCAGCAGGCGUUCUACUCCUCCCUCUCACAGGCCUCAGAAAAACUCUUUAAAAUGCUCAGUAUCCCAGAGGAGCUGUGUGCGGGGCAUCGCCUGUAUGACUGUGAGGUGAUAGAGUUGAACGCACACGUGUCCUUCCUGCUGAUAUUGCCCCCUCCAGAGGACCUUUGUAUCAUUCCUAGUAGUGGUGAGGAAGAUGUGGAGAAGACUAAAGAGAGGGAAAAUUUUACUCUUCUACCUGUGCAGGUCUUUGAAAUGAUCAAUAUGUGUACAUAUCAGCCCCAUUUCAUCAGCCGCUACUCCCGCCUGUCCUCAAUUCUAGAGAUGGACACCAUACUGGCACAGCAGACGCAACGGGAGGCCUUCUCCAAAGAGGAGCUUCACACAGCCAAAGACCGGGUCCAUCAGAUGAUGAAGUUGCAGAGUGACCUUGACAAGACGUGGAAGGACAUGCGUUGGACUAUGGACAUCAUCACUACCGCUCGGUCCCGAACAUUCCCCGCAGGAAUUCCUGUACAGAUGCUCCUAACACCAUCAGCAAAUGAAGAUUCAUUAUCUGUGCAGCUUGAACUGAAGGGGAAAAUUUUGGACAACAAUAAUUAUCAGCAGUGCAAUUCUAAUUCUUGUGAUUCCAAUGAAAUCAGUGUUGGGAAGGACCAUAGGAAAAUUGCCAAAUUCUAUGAUCCUCUUCACGAAGAUGCGCAAGAAAAUGGACAUUUGGACACUCAAUCAGAUGCUUCUAGUCACAACGACAUUCUACGGGUGUAUGCAGCUUACGAAACUGGUCUGGCAAAAGGAACUAGUGUAAAACUUCAUGUGACUCCAAAAACUACGGCAAGGGAGGUAAUAAACUUAGUGGUGGUGAAUCUGAACCAAGCUGUGAUAAACAAGGGCAAACCUGGACCCAUAUAUUCUGAGGAGGAAUUCUCCGAGUUCUGUCUUGUUGCGGUUAUAGGGGCCAGGGAGAGGAUAUUACGAGACGAUUAUCAGCCCCUGCAGCUGCAGAACCCCUGGACAAAGGGGAAACUAUUUGUGCGAAUGAGGAACAAUCUGCUAGCAGCAAUACAGCAAGGGCAGGCAACUGCUGUAUGAUGGUGUGGGGCGAGGUGUGCUGGAGUCAGUGCUGUGCUAUAUGAAACACUUAAUCAAGUGGAAUAAGUAUUAGGUCAUGUUGAUACGUGUACCUGUAUAACUUUUAUAGGCAUUGAAUCAAACAUCCGUUCUAAUUGUUUAUGCCACUCUAUGAAGAAAGCGGCAUGCAGUUGUCGCACUGUCUGUCCAAACGUCUGUACUGAAGUGUUGGAAUGCCCGUCCACAACUUACUGUCUUGGCCAUUAUUUUGUCAUAUAUUGAUGGAUAUUUAAUAACUAGGAACAAAUUUCAACCGUCAUAAGAAGAAAUGUUGUAUAUAACAUCACCCAACUUCAACAGUGAAGGUCACUCUUAGAACAGCCUGAUAAUUCCUGUUCCAGCCAUAACUUUGGCAUUUAUCUAUGGAAUUUUAAAUAACCUGGCUCAAAUGUAUACCAGAACAUGUUGCAUGUAUAACAUCCAUCUCUCUACCUAAAAGGUUAAGGUCAAACUUAGGGGUCAAAUGUAAAAUUUGUUAAUAAAAUACCUCAAAUAUUCAUGUCUAAGCCAUAACAUUGCCCUAUAUGGGUGGAUUUUUAAAUAAAUUGGUGAAAAUGUAAACAAACAUAAGACAACAUGCAGUGUGUAACACCUGUUUCCCUACCUCAAAGGUCAAACCAAGAGGUCAAAUGUAUUUUUUGGCCAAAAAUCACUUUUGCCUGACUUACAAUGUCAUAAAUUAUUGAAUUUUAAUAUAACUGAACAUUAUUGACAUUUGUGAGUUGGCAAAGCAUGUCAUGCCUCUCACUCGAUCUUAAAGGGCAGUGUCACUCUUAGAGGUCAAAAGUCAAAUUUGGCCAUUAAAAAUAAUAGCUUUUUGAAAUAAGUGAAGUUUUUACAAAUAAACAGAAUGUGGGGGCAUCUUGUCUUAAUAUUUCCAAAUGUGUAAUGUUGUCACUGUGGUAUUUCUAAGCAGUGAAAAUUAAAUAAAAGAAGGUAAACUGCCAAUAUCUUCCCUAUAUGACUGAAAUAUUAUAAUAUUAUUAGAAAUGCAAAAGGUUUUAUCUAAGUUUGAAACAAACCUACUUUAGUUUAGUAAAAAAUCUCUACAGUAGAUCUGCAUUUGUGGGAAUAUCAUAGGAGGUUGUGGUUUUGUUGUAUGUAUUGCAUUAGAUGAUGGCAUUUAACAUUUCUGUCUCAAAACUUGCCAGUGAUUAUUAUUGUUUAUACGCAAAGCAUUAUUUGUUCACAAUUGUUAUUCCUUAGCCUUCAUUAUUGUAUUGGUUUCUUUCAAAUACUUACUACAAUUAAAGUUAAAAAAUUACUUCAGUGUACUUUUAGUACUUUUUGUUCUUAGCAAUAUAUAUCAUUUUAAUAAAUGUCAAUUUCAAACAUUUUUCAUUUAUUCUGGUAGUGUUUUCAACCAUUAUAUUACCGUUAUGUUAACAUUUUCAUAGAUGUAAAUAUAAAAUACUUUAAUUUAUUAUUGUGUUCACGUAACCCAGUGCAAUUUUUAUCUUCCAUGUUCUUACAUCCAAACCCCCCACCACUGUGAUGCCAUGUCCUGUGUCUUGUAAGUCCUGUCCAGCAUUGUCUUGUAGUUGGGUGACAUUGUUAUAUUGCAAACCUGUCUACUCUGGUCUUGCCCUGUAGCUCAAUAUGAGCUAUGUACUGUAUGUGUAGCACUGCCUAACUAACAGUAAUAGUUUAUAUUAUUACCAGAACUAGUAGAGUUCACAUAGUUUGUGAUAGGAUUCUAGGACAGGACAAACAUUAUGUAGAUCAUACAUUAACAUACUUGUGUAUUUCAUGAGCAGUAACUCAUAAAUAAAGACAUGCUUAGCAGAUUCAAUAGUUUGCUGGUCAAUUUAUUUUUUGAAGGAUCAUGAUAACUGUCUCUCAUUGCAAAAUAAUUCAAAUGAAUUUAACCUGCAUUUUUAAGGAAAUGUUUUCACAUUAUUUAAAUCAGAUUUUAAGCUUACAUUUUACUUAUCAUUAUAAUUGUAUUGUUAACAAAAGUACUUUUCUCAAAAUCAUAAAGCAUAGUUGAUUGGAACAGACAUGGUAUUCUAUUUUGUUUGUAUGCCCCCAUUUCAUGAGGGUUGCAGCGGACAUAUAGAAUUGCCCUUGUCUGUCAGUUUUUCUCUUUUUUUUAUAAGCACGAAACUAAAAAAGGUUUAGUGAAACUUUGCAAACAUAUCAAUCAGCAUGAGAAAUUGUGCACUUCCAUAUUUAAGUUUGAAUGUUUCCAACAUAAAUAGAUUUAUGACCCCUUUUAAGCCAAAAAUUACAAUUUGUAACUUGUAUUGUGCAUAACUAAACAUUUUCUGGUUUAGGUCUUUAAUUAAAUAUACUUAAACUGACAUAUAAAAAAUUUGUUUCAAUUUAUAACUGUAAUGGGUUUUAAAGCUGAAAGAGUAAAUAACUAUUUGCAUAAUAGUGAACAAACUCUCACAGAUACUGCUCAUCAUUCCCUGUGUUGUGUAUGUGUUGUGGAGCCUCAAGUCAUAUAAUUUUAAAGACUGUUACGGGGCCUAAAGUCUUAUUUUGUUACAUAUUAUGAAUAACAUAUAGUACUGUAUUACAUGGAUAAGAACAUAUACUGUACCAUAAGUUUUCAAACACUUAAAAAAAAAUAUUUUCAUUUCACAGUUAAUUUUCACUUUUUUAAACAGUGAAUUAUCAAUUUUAAUUCCCCAAUAUUUCUCUACAGACCACCCAAAAAAUAAAAAAAAAUAAAAAAAAUUAACAUAGCAAGCAACACAGUUAUAAGCAUAUGUGUCCUUUUUAAGUACCAGUAUUUUAUUUUAUAUUUAUUUCCAUAUUUUCAUGCCACUGAAAUACUUUUCAGGUCACUAUCAUAUUAUCAUUGUUCACGGUGAUUCUCAAACAUAACAACAUUAUUUGCAUUUGAAGAAGAAACCUAUCAAUUUAUAUUCUCUGUAUGUAAUGGUUUGAAGAGUUUACAUGUUGGUAAAAACAUAGACAUAAGUAAUUUUCUUAAGCAAAGCUAUUUUUCCCACCCAGCAAUGUUAUUAAUACCAAUCAUAUUGCUUUUAUAUGUUAUUUACUUAUUUAUACAUAAAUAUUUUGCACGGAUGAACCAGUCUUUCAUAAGUAAUAUGUUAAAAGUUGUCUCUGUGAAUGGAGGGACAAUAUGUGAUUUUAUUUAAUCAAUAAUUUAUUGAUGUAUUUAUACAAUUAACCAAAUAUGUCUCUCAGUGUUUAGGCUGUUAAUAAAGCAUUGGAGUUCCAAUAGUUAUUAGUUAUAUGUUGGUAACCAGUAAUUAUGCAUUGUAGAAUUUGUUUAGAAUCUUUAUUAUUGUUUGGUUAGUCGAUUUAAUUCGAAAUAAAACUACAAACCCUU